AUGAAUCCCAGUAAAUUGCCCAGCCUUGCGGGAAGGGGCUUCUUGGCGGCUCGGUCAAGAUCCCUGACGCGCGCUUCGCUGCCGUGCCCUCUUGCACCAGCGACUCUACUCUCUCGCGAUACGGCGAGAGAUUUUCGCACAACCGCGAAUCAGGCGGUCUCAAGGGAGACGUGGAUGCCCAUGCGAGUGAAAACGCCAUGGAUCGAAGCAUUAACUCAAAGCCGUGAUGCCGCACGCAAUGCCGAGGAUGGUGCGCAACCCACAUCAUCUGUCAAGCCGGACCUCACCCCCAAAAAGAUGUCAGAUAGCUAUUACAGUGCGAUCUUACCUUUGGCUCAGGAUAAAUGGCUCCUCGAUACUUAUCUCAAUGCUUCGGGGCAUAUUCGGCUGGGCUCUCUCGUCAUGGACCUGGAUGCGUUGGCGGGGAUCAUUGCCUACCGCCACACCGGUGAAGGAGUGAGCACGGUCACUGCGGCCGUGGAUCGAAUCACCAUCGAACAUCCUCUGAUGGAAAUUUGCGAUCUCGAGCUGAGUGGCCAGGUCACGUAUGCCACCGGGCGUUCGAGUAUGGAAGUUUCUGUACAAGUCUGCAAAGCACGACCGGAAGGCCAGCCUGCUCAGCCGGACGAUGUCUUGAUCACUUGCGCCUUCACAAUGGUUUCCUUGGACCCAGCCACGAAGAAGCCCGUGCCAGUGGCAGCUCUCACAGUCGAGACAGAGGAAGAGAUGGCCUUGUUCAAAAAGGGGGAAGAAAACUACCUCGCCAAGAAGGCUCUUCGUAAACGCAGUCUGCUCCAAAAGGCCCCCGAUGCAGAGGAAUCUAAUUUGAUCCAUUCCAUGUGGGCCAAAGAGAUAUCAUACAUCAGUCAGUAUCUGAUGCUCAUCUUGCUACUCGAGAACCCAUUGAUGCUGACAGCGUGCUAUGCAGAUCCCCAAAAUCCGGCCAGCCGCCCUGCCAAUCAAAUCCCCAUGAGUGACACUGUCCUCAAAUCCGCCAUGAUCAUGCAACCACAGGACCGUAAUAGGCAUAAUUUCAUGAUCUUCGGUGGGUUUCUUCUCAAACAAACCUUUGAGCUGGCUUUCUGCUGUGCGGCGGCAUUCUCUCACGCUCGGCCAAAUUUCCUGGCGCUGGAUCCCUCUACUUUUGAAAACCCCGUGCCGGUUGGAAGUGUACUGUAUCUUCGCGCUACGGUAUCCUACACCGAGGCGGAAGAACGUGAAGAGGGCCAUGGGAAAUACACCAGAGUCCAGGUGCGCGUCGAUUCCAAAGUACGGGAUGUGGAACAUGGCACGAAAAAGUCCACUGGCAUGUUCAACUACACCUUCCUUGUGGAAAAGGACAUUCACGUCAUGCCCAAGACCUACGGCGAGUUUAUGCUUUGGACUGAUGCUCGGCGCCGGGCGCACAACUCGGCUGCUAUUGUCGCCCACAAGACAAGUGCAUUGCGAAGUAUUCAGGACAGUGUUACUGAGUAG
Messenger RNA from Penicillium oxalicum, 1476 nucleotides. Its product is annotated as putative acyl-CoA thioester hydrolase. Bases 1 to 1476 code for a protein of 491 amino acids. The transcript is spliced from 4 exons. Lineage: Eukaryota; Fungi; Ascomycota; Eurotiomycetes; Eurotiales; Aspergillaceae. Gene Ontology annotation, molecular function: fatty acyl-CoA hydrolase activity. The record is from RefSeq and is a predicted model, not a curated record. Gene Ontology annotation, cellular component: mitochondrion. Gene Ontology annotation, biological process: acyl-CoA metabolic process.